UGAGCAGCAGGCGAGUGUUGUGCGAAGCUGAUCAUGCAAGGGCGGUCAGCGAGCUUGGUGUCUGCGUCAGAUCUCGGGCAGAGCUUCACCACGCAACUCAACUGGGCAGGUUUGCGAUGCGCAUCUGCUCGGGGAAUGGCAACAACGACGAGCGAGGGACGUUCGGAUGACGACUUACAGAAGGUACGUCCAUGCGGUUCGCUUCGUGACAUGGAGUUCGCUCGUGUGAAAUAUACCACGUCGGGACGAGUUCGAUUUAAAGGAGCUUACUCUGAUUCUCAUGGGGACAGUCGGGCAAGAAUGCAUGUACACUUCCAGAUAAAUGUGCGUCUCGCAAGGUCGACCGUCGUAUCUUUGGAGAAGAUCACGGUCGUUAUCUGCGACAACCGGUUUGCACAUGUCAGCGACGUCCACAAAGACAUAGGUGCAGCGCGUGCCUGGUGAUGGUGCUUCGACAACCUGCAAGGGCUGCCGCAUGCUUCAGGUGAGCGAAGGUGGUGAUCGAAAGGGCGGCGGGGCAGGAAGUUUCAGUGGAAAGAUCCUUCAAGAAGCUGGUGCAUUCAUGUCUGCCCGACGUGCUACGCGAGAACGAGUUUUCGAUCUGUAUGAUGGAAGGACCGUGUGCCGUUGGGAGCACUGUCGACCGCUCUGACGGAAACACGCUGAAGAUUUCCGUUGACAGGGCUCAAAGAUGGACAUGCGAUGCAUACCAUUCAGCACGGUACGUCUAAUGAUGGCACGAGUCCAAAGGGUGUGGGGUGGGUCCGGUGAG
Molecule: messenger RNA, 772 nt
Organism: Laetiporus sulphureus 93-53
Lineage: Eukaryota; Fungi; Basidiomycota; Agaricomycetes; Polyporales; Laetiporaceae
Exons: 1
Coding region: 34-444 (136 amino acids)
Source: RefSeq, a predicted model, not a curated record